UUGUUUUUUAAAUGCAGAAUUUGUUUAAAGUUGGAGCCUGAAGAUGUGAUCAGAGCAGUAAAAGCAGGUUUUGAUCGUGGUGAAAAAGCAUUUGGCGUGAAAGCACGUUCAAUUUUAUGCUGUAUUCAUGGAUUCCAUGACUGGAAUAAUGAAAUUCUUGAACUUGGUACCACAAAAUUAUCAAAUGAAGGGGUCGUUGCUAUUGACAUUGCUGGAUGCUCGUUAGGAGCUGAUGAGCAAUAUCCGCAAGGUACAGCAGCGAAACGAGGUAUUCAUCGCACCGUGCAUGCUGGUGAAAGUGGUGGUUCAACGGAAGUCGUAAAAGCAGUUGAAGAAAUGUGUGCAGAACGAAUUGGCCAUGGUUAUAGACUUCUUCGAGAUGAAAAUGCUUAUAAAAAAUAUGCAAUUGAAAAACGGAUACAUUUUGAAGCAUGCCCACAAUCAUCUAUAAUGACUGGUUCUGUACCACUUUUAUGGUGCCAACAUCCCGUAAAACGCUUCGCAGAGGAUGGCAUUAAUUUUUCAUUAAGUACCGAUGAUCCGACAUGUUUUGAUAAUAAUUUGUUAAGUGAAUAUCAACUUGCUCACGAGGAAAUUGGUCUAACCAUUCAACAACUUUGGCAAUGUAGUUUGAAUGCUGCUCGUUCAUCUUUUGCUGAGGAAUCGUUGAAGAGUGAAAUAAUUAGAAUGGUUGAAGCUGCUGAAGUGAGCAUUACAAUCUGAAA
Thelazia callipaeda (thelaziosis nematode) is the source of this 725-nucleotide messenger RNA. The record is from the annotation of a GenBank genome assembly. Lineage: Eukaryota; Metazoa; Nematoda; Chromadorea; Rhabditida; Thelaziidae.